Triticum aestivum (bread wheat) is the source of this 2183-nucleotide messenger RNA. RefSeq lists its product as uncharacterized. The record is from RefSeq and is a predicted model, not a curated record. Lineage: Eukaryota; Viridiplantae; Streptophyta; Magnoliopsida; Poales; Poaceae. The transcript has 2 exons. Gene Ontology annotation, molecular function: protein binding. The coding region runs from base 1 to 1872 and encodes 623 amino acids.
AUGGACCUCACCGGCGACGGGAGCUAUAGUGGAGCGCAUCGCCGACGCAGCGGAGCUGCAUUGCAACAAGUCAUGCUGCGACCGGUGGACCUCACCGGCGGUGGGAGCUGCAGUGCAGCGCAUCGCCUGCGCGGUGGAGCUGCAGUGCAACGCGUCGUGCUGCGACCGGUGGACCUCACCGGCGGCGGGAACUGCAGUGCAGCGUACAGCGGCGAUGGUGGGUGCUAUGACCUGCGGGAGUUGAGCUUUGCUCCGACGGCUGCUGGAAGCGCUGUACCAGCGGACCAGCGGUACCAACUCCGAGUUGGAUCAAGAGUCCUGGCGCCAAGAAACACCGUGGUGUACUCGGAUUAUAGUUUGCUAGCACACCGAUGGAGGUAUUCUCCUUUUAUAUUUCGGCAGCACAAAGACAACCAAGAGUUAGUUUCGUUCUAUACCUACUUGCGUCUCGUAUAUAGUGCGGGUGGCCGUCGGUGUAGGUACAUUGGUCACACAAGAAUCAAGGAAAUCUUCCAGCUAGCCAUGGCGGCUGCCAACGAGGCCGUCUUCGGAGACGAGUUCGUGGCUGAUGAGAUCCUUGCCCGUCUGCCGGCCCGCUGCGCCGUGCGCUGCAUCGGCCUCUCGAAGCGCUUCUGGCAACUCCUCAGAAGCCCGCACUUCUGGCUGCGCCACCUCCGUCUUGGCGCUCCAGGCCUGGAACUUCCUCGUGCCACUUGCCUCUACGACAAAUGUGAUUACUGCAAGACCACCUACUUCAAUGCCGUCGGCCCCGCGUUCGCCUUCGAGCACACCGUCAACCUCGAGCACGGCAGCUGGUACGCCAACACCUGCAACGGGCUGGUCCUCCUGGCCGCCCGGUCUUCCCUCGACGGCGUCGUUUUCAACCCGGCCACCAAGGAGGAGGUGCGCCUGUCCGUGCCGUCGUUGCCGCCGCCGGCGGCUCCCGAGGACGACGACGGCUAUGUGCUACGCCGCUUCUUGGGGUUUGGGUACGCGCCGUCGAGCAAGGUCUACAAGGCUCUCAUCUCAGAGUUGGUAGCUGACGGCGAUAGCACGACCACAACGUUGAUGGUGGCAUCAUUGGACAGUGUCGGCUGCCAGCAAGUGCCGAGGACGGUGUUCUCAUGCGACAAGGAGAUUUUCAGUGAGCACAGCCUACACACGGCGGACAACAAAGUGUACUUUCUUAAAUACACAUCGUACUUCACCGAUGAGGGACGUGAAGAGUAUGAGACCGAUGCGACAUCCAUGCUUGUUUUCGAUGCCGACGACGAGGUCGUCACAAGCGUUGCUGUCCCGGAAGGGCAACCAAUUCAACCCUGCGACAUGUUACAGAUAGGUGGGCGUCCGUGCAUCUACAUGUGCACGGGCCAAGACAUGGUGCUCUGGUUACUCACUCCCGAUCACCAAUGGGAGAAGGUAUACACUCUGGUCAAGCAAAGCUCUCGGUCACACGAUUAUUUGUUGGGGGCCUGGGACUGCGGAGGUGGCCUUCUGUUUGCUAACUUCAAAAUUACCGGUGCCUACUUGUACAACCUCCACGAGGCCAUUGAUGAGGAAAAGGAAGAAGGCGAUUGCGGCGGCCACCGCAGGCUGGAGGCUGUCUCAUUGAAGAACGAAGACGACAUGCCAGAGCAUUUAAAACAUAUCGGGGGUGUUCCGACAAAUCUAUAUGAUUACCAGCCGACGCUCAUAUCACCAGCGAGUAUCUUCGGCGAUGUUGCCUUCUCAGACCGUUUUGAGGUUACUGUCUCGCCCAAGCAUGAGUUGGAUUUGAUUUUCCUGGAAUGGACGGGGAAGUUAUUCGUAGAGCCGGCGAUGCAAAUGCUCUCUACAAGUCAACAUCAGGUGGCAUCUAGUCAGGCAGAGUGACCAAUGUUGUUACCCCCGUUGGCAAAAGACAGGCGGGUGCGCAGAAGAAGGGAGAUAGGAGCAGCUAGGAGCAGCGUAUAGAGAGGAUGAGUUGUAAAACAUCCAUGAGAAGUAUGAUUCUAUCAUGCACGUGGAUAUACCAUGCAUGCCUCAUUGUGUCACCCGUCCAACUUGUUGGAAAUUCGCUCACCCAUUGCUAUGUAUUCAUUUGUAGUUUUGUACAUCUCCUUAUUUCCUCAUAUUUCUAUUACUAUAAAGUUGUACUGACUGUGCGUCAAUUAAUAUGGAUCAGAAGGAGUAUGUCAUUUUCA